Molecule: messenger RNA, 1050 nt
Organism: Puccinia graminis f. sp. tritici CRL 75-36-700-3
Lineage: Eukaryota; Fungi; Basidiomycota; Pucciniomycetes; Pucciniales; Pucciniaceae
Exons: 3
Coding region: 1-1050 (349 amino acids)
Source: RefSeq, a predicted model, not a curated record
AUGGUCGACGCCAACACAACCAGAGCGACUUCAAAAAAGAUCAAGGAUUCGUCCUCAUCGAAAGUCAGGAACGAAGACACAUCCGUCGCAGAUUCCUUGAUACCUAAAGGAGGCGCAAUUUCCAACGGUGGUCAUCCCGAUAACCAAACAGCCCUCAUGACUGAGAAAGGCAAAGCCCAAAGCGGCAGUUCUUUAAUCCCUGCAGAUGCAGGAGGAGAGAUAGGGUCAGCAAGCCAUGGAUCACCGGUGAAAGAUACCGUGUUUUCAUCCUUAGUGGAUACGAGCGAAUCUCGCAGAGACCGAGCCCCCGUGGCAUUGUUAAAUCAAGUGGCUAGAGCAAAGACCGGUAUCGAUACCGCGAGCCAAAGCAUUGAAGAAGAAGAAGAUAACUCGCCAGACAUCGCAGUAUCCUCCUUAAUGUCUGAACGAGAACAAAUGUGGAAACGAGCGGUUGCCGCACAGAACUCAGGAGAUGCAGACUUAGCAGAGAUGCUUUUCAACGCCAUAGGCCGUAUAGGGAAAAGUGCUGCAGCUCCCCCAACGGCGUCACUGUUCGCGAUUCCUAACCAAGCGGAGUCAGGCGAAGUAACCUACCUAGGCACAGCGCCAUCGAAGCCGACACUGACCGUGGUCGAGGCAAAGGGCGAUCCUCAAGACCCGGAAAAAUUCUUCUUGACCGAGGGCGAUUUGGUGUACGCAAUCGGCUCGGUUACCAACCAUAAUAGUGUCGGUUUUGCCCCAUUCCUCGAUGAAAACAUAAGAAAGCUCCGCUCGCCUCUACCUCUCACAAUUUUCAAUCGAAAAUGGCAACAGAGAGCUAUGGCAUAUCAUCUAGAUAGGCGCCAAAGAUCAGAUGAGUCAACGGCCGACAAAGAUAAGUCCGGUGGUUACAAAGGUUUCUCAUUCGUCCAAGAAUGGACUCAAACCUACGCACAAUGGUCUAGAAAUCAUAGAGCUUUCGUCAAAACACUGCAUGACGUAUACAAGAUAAAGAAGUUCUCAAAGUUGUUGGCUACCCACAAGGACAACUGCGACGAGAUAACGGAAUAA